CGCUGAGAUGGAGCAGACAAAGCUGUUCAGCAUUGGGUGACUUGGACGAAGCCAGGCCAGGAGCGGAAAACGCGUAAAAAUUGGCUUCUGUGUGGUUGCUGUUGGCCUGGAGUUGAGUUAUAAGGAGCUGAACUUGGGAUAACGCACAGUUUAAUUGGGGGAGGCGCUGGCAGCGUUCAGGAGAAUAUUUAAACUGGAUUAUGCCCUUCUGCACGCAGGAGGUAGAGCGUGUUAAAAUUGCAAAAGAAAGCGAGGAGGUGGAAGAGCUACAGGUUGCCAAAGGAAAAUUUAGGCUGUAGAUAGCGUCUCAAAUGGACACACAUUUUGGAGUUCAAUGGACGGUCUUUGAAGGUCGAGCUUUGAAUAGUCUUGACAGCAUAAAAUGUAAAGGAAUAAGAAUGCAUCACCUGGAUGAAGGAUAAAUCUGUUUGGGGCAGAGUUGCUUCAGGAGUGGGCAGAACGUCCAAAUGUCUACAAGGUCCUGUCUGGUUGUGGUGUCUAUGAUGGCACAGAAAUCCAUGAGGCCUCAGCGUAAGUUGCUUUAUGAAACUCAUACUGGUACACCUCAGUCGUGGGGGAGCUGAGGUUCAGAUGUAUGCUCCAGAUGUUCCUCAGAUGCAUGUCAUUGACCACAGUAAAGGGCAACCAGCUGAAGCUGAGUCAAGGAACGUUUUAGUGGAAUCUGCAAGGAUUGCUCGUGGUAAAAUUGCAAGCCUGGCUAAGCUUACUACAGCAGACCAUGAUGCUGUGAUAUUCCCUGGUGGAUUUGGAGCUGCUAAAAACUUAUCUACCUUUGCUGUUGAUGGGAAGGAUUGCAAAGUGAACAGAGAAGUUGAGCGUGUCUUGAAAGACUUCCACAAAGCAGGCAAACCUAUUGGUCUUUGCUGCAUUUCACCAGUGUUGGCAGCAAAGGUUCUCUCUGGUACUGAAGUAACCGUGGGCCAUGAAGCAGAGGAAGGUGGCAAGUGGCCUUAUGCUGGGACUGCAGGAGCCAUUAAAGAACUGGGAGGAAAGCAUUGUGUGAAAGAAGUAACUGAAGCUCAUGUGGAUACAAAGAACAAGGUGGUGACUACCCCAGCAUUUAUGUGUGAAACAGAAUUACAUCAUAUCUUCGAUGGCAUUGGGGCCAUGGUAAAGAAUGUGCUAAAACUAACCGGCAAAUAAAGGAAAAAGUCUUCAGAAAUGUUUAAAUUUAGGGUGUAGUAUUGAGUAUGAUAUGGACCAAUGGAAACAUAUUCACCUGCUUGUCCUGUUCACGCUGUAGUGAAUGCUGGUGCGAAGCUGAUUGAUUCCCAGCUGCAGGGUUUUCCAUGCCCUUUCUGAGAGAGGGGCCUGCAGAAGGGCUUGCGGAGUGCAAGCAGUCUGGCCUGAGGCAUAGAGAAUUUUCUUGAGCUUUUUCAGCUGGAGAGAGCUGUGCAGAUGUAUUCUGAAACCAGUCCUCCAGAUGCACCAGUGUCAAAUAAUUUCUGUGAGGGCAAAAUGAGACUAAAGGCCCUUUCAGAAGCUGAGAGCAGGAUGUUUUAUAGGGCCAUAGCAGAUGCAUUGGCAGUGUAUCUAGAAGAAGAAUGGGAGUAGAGAGGAAUUAGUGUGUGGUUCAAGGUUUACGUGCUCAGGCCUGUGUCUGUGAACUAAAAGCCAGGAUCAGCUGUCAAGGGAGUAGACAUCUUCCAUAUCUUAAUUUUAGCUUGGUAUUAAUUAAAAGAUUAAUGUUUGGGUUUUCCAUUUCAAAGGCUCCUGUUUUCACAAAGGAGCCUUUUUGAAUAUCAAUCAGCAGCAGGAUACAUCUUAACUGUCACAACACCAGCACUUUG
Molecule: messenger RNA, 1811 nt
Organism: Egretta garzetta (little egret)
Lineage: Eukaryota; Metazoa; Chordata; Aves; Pelecaniformes; Ardeidae
Gene: GATD3
Product: glutamine amidotransferase like class 1 domain containing 3A
Exons: 7
Coding region: 544-1164 (206 amino acids)
Cellular component (GO): mitochondrion
Source: RefSeq, a predicted model, not a curated record